GCCUGGUGUAACCAACCCUUGCAAUUCAACUCAAGACCAUACAAACAACCCACACUUACAACCACCUGUUCCCUAGCAAAUGGCCCAAUGCUGCACUUCAUCAGACACCUAAUCCAGCGCGCCUGGAAAAGGCCCUCCAGCCUCGCCUUCACGCUCAUCGCGGCCUUCAUCAUCACCCCCGUCUUCCUCUAUCAUCUCCUGGCCUACCUCGCCAAUGAUCCCCGUCUCGUCCCCAGCGCAUUCCGCACCGCCAAGAACAUCCUCCUUGUGACCGCGCAUCCUGACGACGAGACCCUCUUCUUCAGCCCCAGCAUCCUCUACCGCAGCAAAGAUGCGACGGUCAAUCGCGCUCUAUUAGCGAUAUCAUCCGGCAACUACGAAGGCAUCGGCGACCUCCGCCACAGCGAACUCCAACGCAGUUGCGCUGAACUGGGAAUCAAGGCCGAGCGAUGCGUGAAUCUCGACCACUACGAACUGCAAGAUAAUCCGCAGAGAUGGUGGCGAGAGGAUCUAAUUGAGGAGCUCGUGGCGCAGCACGUCAAGAAAUGGAAUAUUGAUUUGAUCAUUACGUUUGAUGACGGGGGUAUAUCGGGACAUAUUAAUCAUCGGGCGGUUAGCGCUGGUGUGAGUAAAUAUAUAUCGAAGAAUGCACAAGGCCCCCCGGCAUAUGCGCUGCAGACUAAGUUCCUGCUGCGGAAGUAUGCCGGGCUGGUUGAUUUGGUUCCGACGUCGGUGCCAUUUGCAGGUCGUAUUCUGAAGGCGCUUUUGACGGCUCCGCCGGAGUAUGAUGGGCUCAAAGUUGGGGAUGGGAAGGGCGGCAAGCCACGUGAGGAUCCGUAUGAAGAUAAGGCGCUUUUGGUUAGUGACUGGCGGACGUAUUUCCAAGCGCGGAGGGCAUUCGGUCAACAUGGGAGUCAGUAUUCCUUUGAUCGGGUGUUUUAUCUGCUCAUCAGUCGGUAUAUGUGGUAUAACGACCUGAGAAAGAUGGUCUAAUUAGAUGGUUUGGAGUAUGGGGUUUUUGGCGAUGAAUUUAAUAUUAUGCGGAUUACCGUAGUCCUAGGUGGUUACUGUAUGUACUGUACAUGAUGCGUAGCUCGCCCGUUGCUCUCAGUAAACACAUUGGGAAAAGCGACAAAGAGAAGAAGAGAUGUAGAAGAGAGAGAAGAAAAAUCGAGUAUCAAACAACCUUUUCCGAGACCUUGAAGAUCGACGUGGACGUCUCCACUUUUGUCCCGCGUCGUCGCGCGGCAAUCACCGUCAAACUUACUAUACAACCACCCACCAUGGCUACGGUGAGAAUACAAUACAGCACUCGAUUCCCCACCCCCUCGACCAUCCGGAGUAAAAGCGCAUCGUUCGCGUGCCAGGACGAUGUCCCUAGAUGUCGGAAGAGCGGAGUAUCCACGAACCCAUUCAGCAUGUGCAUAUUCGGACGAUCGGGUGGACCGGACAAAAUACGGAGCGAAGUUCGAUUAAACUGAGUAGUGUAGAUCGUCCUAC
Messenger RNA from Aspergillus alliaceus, 1500 nucleotides. Its product is annotated as PIG-L family deacetylase. Gene Ontology annotation, molecular function: N-acetylglucosaminylphosphatidylinositol deacetylase activity. Lineage: Eukaryota; Fungi; Ascomycota; Eurotiomycetes; Eurotiales; Aspergillaceae. The record is from RefSeq and is a predicted model, not a curated record. Gene Ontology annotation, biological process: GPI anchor biosynthetic process. Gene Ontology annotation, cellular component: endoplasmic reticulum. The transcript has 4 exons. The coding region runs from base 88 to 993 and encodes 301 amino acids.